Messenger RNA from Xyrichtys novacula (pearly razorfish), 2520 nucleotides. Lineage: Eukaryota; Metazoa; Chordata; Actinopteri; Labriformes; Labridae. The record is from the annotation of a GenBank genome assembly.
AUGGAUGAAGAAGGGACGAAAAGUGAGUGUGCAGUCCUGCAGGAGGGUGAAAAUGAAGAAAAUAAGAGCAGUGUGCAGGCAGAGAGCCGAAACGGAGAAACAGAAAACCAGAGCCUGUCCAAAAGACAGAGGAAGAAGCUCCUGAAGCAGCAGAAGUGGGAGGAAGAAAGGGAGCUACGAAAGUGAGUGAGAGUGUUUUCAAUGUAAACGACGACUUUAUGUCUUAUUUUUCAAAGUGGGAAGGAGAGAGAUUUGUGGUAAUGAUGUGGAGUUAAAAAUAAGAGGACACAAGAAGGAAAUCAGAGUCAAAAAUACAUGUGAUUAUCUCAGCUGCCUAAGUACAUAUUUGUUUACUGGGUAUUUUUAAAGCAAGGACCAGUCUGUAUACAGUUUGUAGUUUUUGUGGGCACAAUUUGAUAAAUACUGAAACAUUAAUGUGUAGUUUGUUUUGAGGAUAUUUACAGUGUUUUUUGGUGCUGCAGGCAGAAACGAAAGGAGAGGAAGCAGCAGCGCCGGGAGCAGAGGCAGAAUAACCCUGAAGAGGCAGGAGAGGCUCAGAGCUUCAGGAAACGUCCACGCAGAGAAGCCACACCCAGCUCCCUCAGGCUGGUGGUGGACUGCAGCUUUGAUGAUCUCAUGCUGAUCAAGGUCUGCAGAGGGACACCCACCAUGUAUCCAGUGAGACUUAACUGAGGCACUAAACCACGUCCUGUUGUCUCGUUGUGUGUCCAGGAUGUCCGGAAGCUUCACAAACAGAUCCAGAGGUGCUACGCCGAGAACAGACGGGCCGUGCAUCCUGUACAGGUGAGUGAUUUCUGACCUGUAUGACACAGUGCAGGUGAUCCUCUCUGGUGUGUAACAGCUCCCCUUAUGUCUCCAGUUCUAUCUGACCAGUAUGGGCAAACAGCUGAAACAGAGCAUGGAUGAGAAGGACAAAGGAUGGGUGAACUGGAAGGUGAGCAUGCUCUGACUUUAGAACAUAAGGCAUUUUCUACUCUUUGAAGUCAGGCAUCAGUUUAGGACACAUGAUUUCAAGCAGACUGUGCUACAGAGACUUUGCAGAGUUUGUCCUUUUGCACAAGUUGAUUAUUUUCCAUUUUCCAUACUUUUCUAUCAUUCACACUUGUAUUGAAAACCCAGGAACUGCAUUAAGACUGUGCUGAAUCAUCAAUCAAUCAUAUUUACAAAUCUGUCCCAUAAUUUAAAGGUGGGGUAGGCAGGAUUCUGUUAAAAAAAUUCUUUUUUGUGUGUGCCGUAUGUACUAAAAAGCUUUUAAUAUCAGUCAGGCAUCUACAGUAGCAGCAAUGCUUUUUACUUUCACGUUGACUGGGCCCCAUUUGUAAUUAUCUGAAGUGUUUAUCUACAUUAUAUGAGUUUAAUUGGAAUGAUACAAGUGAACGUCUGUUUGUGGGUGGGGUUUGCUGGAGCAGAGAUGGAGUGGAGAGGAGGAGCUGAGGGGAAAACUGGUUAGGAGGGGUAGUGUUUACAUUCAAGAUUCCUCCCAAAAACUGGUACUUCCUCAGAUACUGCCUACCCCACCUUUAAGCACAGUGUUAGAUCUCAUUGUACUGUUUGCCUGAGCAUGCAGUGCUCAACACCUGUGCUUACUUUUGUAUCAAACAGGACAUCAACAUUAAAACGGAGCACUAUAGCGACCUGAUGAAGAAGGAGGAGCUGGUGUACCUCACCUCAGACUCUCCAAAUGUGCUGGAGGAGCUGGACCAGAAGAAGGCCUACAUUAUUGGGGGGCUGGUGGACCACAACCACCAUAAGGUCCGUGUUUGAGUUCAUACCUGUAAGAGACUGCAAAUAGAGAUUCCUGCAGGCUGACCUCUGCUCUGUGUGGGUUUCUCUCUGUAGGGAAUCACAUUUGAGAGGGCGAAGGAACUGGGGAUCGAGCACGCUCAGCUGCCUCUGAGCAGCUUUGUGAAGAUGAACAGUCGGAAAGUUUUGGCAGUUAACCAUGGUAAGAACACUGGUGUCAGACCAGUACAUGGGGGCCACUAUGGGCAUCUUUAGGAGUUGAUCACGACUUAAUCCCGGAAUGAUACCAGAAGGCUGUCAGGAUUUCUCUGGUGAAGUCAGAGGUGAAAAAUUCAUCUGUAUCUGAACAUGGUGGGUAAUUUAUGGAAUUUUCAGGAACUUUUUUCAUGUCUAUAAUGGGCUAAAAAAGAUCUCUGUCAGUGGGGAUCCUUUCUGGGUUGUUGUUGCAGAAAUCUAAGCCUUUCAGUGAAAGAACAACUCUGGACAAAAUCCCCUUUCUAUCAUCAAGAACCCAAAAAGUGCAAAAAAAUAUUCAUAUGUUUAACACUUCGUUUUGAUGCUCUUGCAGUGUUUGAGAUAAUCCUGGCGUACCUAGAGAAAGGCAGCUGGCAGGAGGCUUUCUUCACUGUCCUUCCUCAAAGAAAAGGAGCCGUGGCCGUUGACCAGGAUGGAGCAAAUACUCAGGAAAAAGAGGAGGAAGACUCGGACUCAGACUCUGACACAACAGAGCAAACUGCCAAAGAGCCCAAAUCUUAG